UUUCGGAGUUGCCAAUUCUCAACCCGUCGUCGACGACAGAUCCGCGGCAGUUGGACAGUCGCGGCAUCUCUGAGCACGAUGGAUUUUCUGCAGCGCCUUGCGCGGUUCUUGGACCGCCCGCUGUUUCCGUGGAAGAAGCUGAUCAUAGGCUUCUCCAUCGGACAAUACGUCUUCGAAGCGUUCCUUGGCUACCGUCAGUACAAGGUUCUGCAAAAGACGAAGCCGCCCAAAGUGCUUGAACACGAGGUGUCACAGGAAGUCUUCGACAAGAGCCAGGCAUACGGGCGGGCCAAGGCUAAGUUCACCGGCGUCAACGGACUUUACGGACAGCUUCAAAACCUCGCAUUCUACCACUUUGACGUUCUCCCGAAACUCUGGUCAUGGACAGGCAGUCUUCUUCUCCGCUUUGCCCCGGCGCGCUUCACUGGCGAGAUCUCUCACUCGAUCGUCUUCAUCCUAGCGUUCAUUGUGAUCCAGCAGAUCCUCUCGCUGCCAUCUAGCAUCUACAACACGUUCGUCCUGGAAGAGAAGUUCGGCUUCAACAAGCAGACACCCAAACUGUUCAUCAGCGAUCUGAUCAAGACCAACAUCCUGGCCUUUGUUCUUGCUCCUCCCAUCCUCGCCGGCUUCCUCUCCAUCAUCAAGAAGACCGGUAGUCAGUUCUUCUACUAUCUCUGGUUGUUUGGCGCCGCUCUGCAGGUUUUCAUGAUCACCAUCUAUCCGAUCGCCAUCUUGCCGCUCUUCAACAAGCUCUCUCCGUUGGAGGAGGGCAAGCUCAAGACGGACGUGGAGGACCUGGCCAAGAAGCUGAAGUUCCCGCUGCAUGAGCUGUACGUCAUUGACGGUAGCAAGCGUAGCGCUCACAGCAAUGCGUACUUCUUUGGCUUGCCUUGGAAGAAGCACAUCGUUAUUUACGAUACCUUGAUUGAAAAGAGCGAGAACGACGAGGUUGUUGCCGUGCUUGCCCACGAGCUUGGCCAUUGGAGCCUGGGCCACACCACCAAAUUGUUUGGUAUCUCUCAGGCGCACUUCUUCUACAUCUUUGCUCUGUUCUCGGUCUUUGUCAACAACAACUCUCUCUAUGCGGAUUUUGGCUUUUCCAACCAGCACCCCAUCAUCAUCGGGUUCCUCCUCUUCUCGGAUAUUCUUGGUCCCUUGGACAAUGUUAUCAAGCUGUUGAUGAACAUCUUGAGCCGCCGCUUCGAAUUCCAGGCUGACGCUUUUGCCAACAAGCUCGGGUACAACAUCCAGCUGGCGCGCUCCCUGAUCAAGUUGCAAAUUCAGAACCUCAGCACCAUGGAUGCCGACUGGAUGUUUGCCAGCUAUCACUUCUCGCACCCGAUCCUGACGGAGCGGUUGAAGGCGUUAAACUGGCAGCCCACAGAGAAGGUAGAAGCGAAGGGCGGUGACAAGACGGAGGACAAGGAGGGUAUUGCAACUGCAACUGGCAGGGAUGAGUUGUGAACAAGCAGCACAAGGAGAGCGGGUGUAAAGUUGUUGGCAUUCCGGGUCAGACGAGCUAGGAUAGUGAAGUGCAAUACUGUAUUAGACCUCUUGUAACAUCAACAACGAGGCGCCCAGGGCGAAUUCCAGAUCAAGAGUUGGAGGGAACGAUGACACGGAGUGCGAUUGACAUGUAUAACCCUAAC
Thermothelomyces thermophilus ATCC 42464 is the source of this 1649-nucleotide messenger RNA. RefSeq lists its product as uncharacterized. Lineage: Eukaryota; Fungi; Ascomycota; Sordariomycetes; Sordariales; Chaetomiaceae. The coding region runs from base 79 to 1464 and encodes 461 amino acids. Gene Ontology annotation, biological process: CAAX-box protein processing. The transcript has 3 exons. Gene Ontology annotation, molecular function: metalloendopeptidase activity. The record is from RefSeq and is a predicted model, not a curated record. Gene Ontology annotation, cellular component: endoplasmic reticulum membrane.